AUGGCCAUAUCUCAAGGUCCCGUCAGCAUAGCUGUGGCCAACCAUGUGCUGGCCCAUAAUGAAAAGAAUUCCAGCAUCAUCUCUGAGAUUGAGAUUCAAACCACACCCGCGGAGCUACCGGACAAGGAGCGAUAUAUCGUAGUAUCACCCUACACCGAGCAGCAACACCUCCUCGACCUCACAACCCUUGGCACUGAGAACCAGAUCUUGGCACUUGCCCUAACUCAGUUGACCUGCCUUCGCGAGGACUACGCAACUGCGUCAUACAGCGACACCUUCAACUGGGACCAGAUCAUCGAACACGUUCGCGCACUCACACGAAAACGUAACCACACAUGGAAGGAAACUUCCUUCUUCGUUGUCGCCUUCCGGUCGCAAGUUUUUGCGUCGACGGUCGAUAACUAUGCGGACCUGGGUGAGCUGGACAAGGCUGCACAUGCUGAAGCCACUGCGAGUGGAGGGUUUUUGAAGUACUGGUUUGGUUCGCCAAACGAGGAGCGACGCAACCUUGCAACUUGCAUCUGGAGAUCCCCAGAAGAUGCAAAGAAGGGGGGCACUGGCCCUGCGCAUCGAAAAGCGGCCGGAGCAACCAGGUCGCUGUAUUCCUUUUGGCAAAUUGAUCGCCAUCGGUUGACCAUCCGAGACAACGUCGACAGCUGGGAGCUCACCGAGUGGAAGUGA
This is a messenger RNA of Sordaria macrospora k-hell, 681 nucleotides long. RefSeq lists its product as uncharacterized. Lineage: Eukaryota; Fungi; Ascomycota; Sordariomycetes; Sordariales; Sordariaceae. The record is from RefSeq and is a predicted model, not a curated record.